Molecule: messenger RNA, 5901 nt
Organism: Clonostachys rhizophaga
Lineage: Eukaryota; Fungi; Ascomycota; Sordariomycetes; Hypocreales; Bionectriaceae
Source: the annotation of a GenBank genome assembly
AUGGCGAGCUCUCGCUACAACCGUGCCUCGGCAUGGGUCACGGGUGCGACGCUCGCUGCGUCGAUGCUCGUGGCUCCCGUCCAGGCCGGUCCGCCGGCCGACAUCGUCACUGUUGAAGAAGUAGUCACCAAGUAUGUCGAUGUCAACGAGUGCCUUAAGAAGUGCCCUGCCAAGACAACCACCGUUGAGGUCAAGCUUCCCCCAGUCACCAUCACUCUCCCCGCAUGUGAGACGCCCGGCAAGGUGCCACCACCCAAGACCGAGACUCGCGCACCAUCAUGCGACUACUGCCCUCCUACCGUGGUUCACUACGAGCCGACUGAUGUUCCUUAUGUGACUAAGACCACCAUCAAGGAGCACAUCAAGUACCCAACCGUGGAGACACAUCACCCCUCCAAGGGCUGCAAGAAGGACUGUGAGGGAACAGUAGUCAUCUGUGAGCCUCCUCACCCAACGGAGCCUCCUAUUCCACAUGGCGGCCGCAAGGGCGACUACUGGGGCGACGUCAAGGACUUUGGUGAUUUCGGAGACUCUGACGUCCACAUCCUUCAUGGUGCCCAGCCCGGCGGCCCCAAUAUUCACCUUCCUCCGUUCAAGCAUGGAGAGAAGCCUGUCGUUGUUUGCGGACCUCCUGGGUUCGAGGACAAGUUCCCCGUCGUCACUGUUCCCGGCAAGGCUCACCCCCUCACCAAGACCAUUGUCCCAACAGGCCCUGGAGGGCACCCGAUUCCUUACGCCACACCUGUUGUCCUUGUUGACAGGCACCAGGGACAUGAAGUUCCCACUGUGACUGCUCCUUGCGGUGUUGACGGUCCUGCUGUGACCCUCCCACCAUGGAAGGAUGAACGCGGUCACGAUGAGCGUGGCUCCGUUGUCAUCUACAUCGUCAAGGGAAAGAAGGAGAAGAAGGAGAAGAAGGAGGAUGAUAGCGCCGAUGAGGGUGACGAGGCUGCCCCCGCAAUGCUUGGUGGCAUUCAUGUUGGCAGUGGGAACCCCGGCGCUGGUCCCGGCGUCGCUCCAAGCCCCCGACCAAGUCUUGGUUCCACUGGAGUCCGCCCUGAUGCUGGUCCCAAUGGUGCUGGUCCUAAUGGUCCCAGCGGUCCAAAUGGUCCCAGCGGUCCUAAUGGUCCUAACGGUCCUCGUCCUGAUGGUCCAGGUCCCAAUGGCCCUGGUCUAGGUCCCAAUGGUCCUGGAUCUAAUGGUCUCAACGUUCCAGGUUCCAAUGGUUCUAACAACCUUGGUCCUAAUGGUCCUAAUGGUCCAGGUCCCAAUGGCCCCGGCUUUGCUACCAGCGGCCCGGGUCCUAAUGGUCCUGGUGUCGGUCCCAACCCCUCGUUGUCUACUGGCCGUGGUUUCCCUGGCCCCGGUAUCGCCCCUUCCAUCCCGACUGGCCGUCCUCCAACUCCAGGAACGGGCCCUGGAAACACGGGAACCAACCCUACUAUCGAUCCUGAUGUACUUACAGAAGGUCCCGAUAGUGGCCCGAAUGGCACCAACCCCGGCGUCGAUGUCGGCCCCGAUGGCCCUGACGAGGGCACACUUACAGCUUCUCCGGCCAAGUGUGUCAAUACAGAUGCUGAUGAGGGUCUCCAGCAAGGUCUGUACCUCGUAGACCAGACCAACCAGGCUCUAAGUGAGAUGGAUCCUAGCCAGAUUGGAGCUGCUGAGCCUGUGGCUGCCUCCAUUGGUUUAGACUUGCUCACGCUUCCCAACCCUGCCGAACAGCCUCUGGCUUACCACUUGAGGGGUUUCAUCUACGUCUGCGAAGAUGGAGACAUUACCAUCUCCACUCCUGGUACCGAGGGUAGUGUCUUUAUCUGGACUGGUGAUAAUGCUGUGUCGGACUUCAACGGUGCUAAUGCUAACAUUGUUUCUGUCAACUCUCCCUCUGGCCUCAGCAAGCGUGCUGGCCCUGCUACAACAACUGUUGUGAAGGGUAUCGGCGGUACGUAUCUACCUAUUCGUAUUAUCUGCCUCCUUGAGGGCGGUGCCAACUGCUUGUUCCGCAUGGAGGGCACUGGCAGCACAGCUCUCUACGAUGAAGGUUCUGGCGCCCUCCCCAACAGCCUCUUCUCGCUGGUUCCUACCGCCCCGGGAAGUAACAUCACCUUCCCCGACUUUGGCAGUGAAAACGCAACCCCCACGAACGCUGGUACUGGUUCCAGCAACCCGUUCUCUUCUUCUGGCCUUCCCGGUCUGCCUGGCGUCAAUGGCCUCACUGGAGGUUCAACCCCUGGAAACUUCACCUGGAGCGUCGCCUUCGGAAACUCUAGUCUGAACUUUGGUCUUGGCACUGAGAAGCUUCCUAACGGUCUCACGGAUAUCAGCUUCGACUUCAACGGAAAGCUGUCUGGUCUGCUCCUCCCCGAUUUACCCAUUCUCUCCCUAGGCGGCCUCUUCCCCAGCUUGGGCGGCUUGGGUGGUCUGCCUGGCCUGGACGGUCUAUCCGGCCUUGAUGGUUUGCAAGGGCUCGGCCCUCUGCUGUACAGCCUGCUUCUGCCGGCACUGGGCGAUGGUCUUGGAGGCGACCUUGGUGGUCUCCCCGGCCUCGGAGGUCUUCCAGGCCUUGGAGGUCUUCCUGGCCUUGGUGGUCUCCCUGGUCUGGGUGGUCUCCCCGGCCUUGGUGGUAUUCCAGGCCUUGAUGGUCUCGCACUUCCGAAUCUUGCACUUCCUUACCUAGGUGGCCUCUUGAAUGGAUUGGUGCUGCCAAGCUUUGCUUAUCUCCUUCCCGGGCUCGCCUCUUUGGGCUCAGGCUUGGGCGAUUUAGGAUCUGGUCUUGGACUUGGUCUUGAAGGUCUAGGAUCCGGUCUGGGCGGCCUGGUAUCUGGCCUCGGUGGGUUAGGCUCCGGAUUGGGUGAUGGUCUUGGAGGUUUGGGAUCCGGUCUUGGAAACCUUGGCGGCUUCGGCUUGCCAGGCCUUGUCGACGCCUUGAACCUCAACAGCUUCUUGACUGGUCUGGCUCUGCCUGUCCUGACCUCAUUGCUCCGUGCCCUUACUAUCCCCAGCCUCCCUGACCUGGGCAGUUUUCUCUACAGCCUGCUGGACCCAAGCACUUUGCCCAAUAUCGGCCUCCUGUUGGACUCCCUGCUGCCUUCACUGAGUCUUCCUAACUUGACUGGCGUGCUUGGCGGACUGAGCACGCUCCCUGACAUUGCCGACUUGCUGAACGGCCUGGCUGAUCCUGACGACCAAUUGAGCAACCUUUUGGGUAACCUGACCGAUCCUAGUGACAUUCUAAGCGGCCUCUUGGGCAACCUGCCCAACCCCGGCAACCCAUUAGACGACUUGCUUGACCCUAACAAUCCGCUGAACAGCCUGCCUGAUCUUAGCGGCCUACUCGGAGGUCUCCCCGACCUUGGAAGUCUCCUCAGCAUUCCAAAUCUCGGAAACAUACUUCUCCCCGAUCUGAGCCUGCCUGCUCUCGAUGGCCUGCUCUCUGCUUCGCUUGGUCUUCCAGAUCUCCCUGACUUGAGUGCUCUCUUGUCGACACUUCUGAGCCCUAGCCUAAUCCCCGACCUUGGACAGCUUCUCGGCGGCCUGAGCCUCCCUGAGCUUCAGCUGCCUGAUCUGAGUGGUAUCUUGAGCGGUCUUGUCGGCGGCACACCCGACCCCUCCGACAUCCUUGGAUCACUGGGCGACCUCCUCGGCCUCGGCAAUGGAUUGGACCCCCUAGGAAACUUGGGCAACGCAUUGGACCCCCUAGGAAACUUGGGCAACGCAUUGGACCCCCUAGGAAACCUGGGCAACGUUCUUGGCAAUCUGCCUGAUCUUGGAAUCCUCUUGAACAUUACCCUGCCUGAUCUGAGCAUACCUGCCCUUGACAUCCUGCUCCCUACCCUCGGUCUUCCAGGUCUUCCUGACUUGGACUCUCUUCUGUCCAGCCUCCAGGACCCCAACCUGUUGCCGAACCUGGGCCAGCUCCUGGGCGAUCUGUCGCUUCCCGACCUUCAGCUUCCCGAUCUCUCAGGUCUCUUGAGCGGCGUCGCCUCAGGUAUCCCUAGCCUUGACGAUCUGACCCAGCUCGGCAACCUUCUCGGAGGUGGGCUUGGAAACUUGCCUGGAGGUGGGCUUGGUGAUUUGCUCGGAGGUGGGCUCGGUAACUUGCCCGGAACCGGACUCCCUUCCAUUCUUUCCGACUUGGGUGAUCUUCUCCCAGGCCUGCUCAUCCCCGACCUGAGUCUGCCUGGUCUCGAUAGCCUGCUGCCUGACCUCGGACUACCUGGCAUUCCCGAUCUCAGCCAGCUUCUGGGAGGUCUGGCCAACCCCAACACGCUGCCCGAUCUGGGACAGCUUCUCGGUGGCCUCACAAUCCCUGAUCUUUCACUCCCUGAUCUGAGCGGUAUCCUCGACGGGUUGAAUGGAGGCCUGCCCUUGGACGACUUGACCAGUCUUCUUGGAAACGCUCUUGGCGGACUUGGGAGCGGUGGCAUCCCUGGCAUCCCGACAAUCCCCACUACACCCACUCUCCCAGGCACUCCUGGUAUUCCUGACUUGAGCAACUUGUUGGGCAGCCUUCUCCCCAGCCUCAGUAUUCCAGACCUUGGCAGCCUGAUCCCCAACCUCGGUGACCUGUUGCCCUUCUUCUCGCUGUUCCUGGGAAGCCUCCUCUCGGGCAUUCCCGACAUUUCGCAAGUGCUUGGUGGUCUUGAUGGCCUAACCGACGGCCUCGGUGGCCUAACUGGCGGUCUCAACGGACUUCCCGACUUGGGUAACGUCCUCGGCAAUAUUCCAGAUCUCACUCUACCUAAUUUGGGCCUGCCAGACCUUGGAGGCCUUCUCUCAGGUCUCCUCGGUGGUUUGGGCAAUGUUGGAAAUGUUCUUCCUGAUCUCCUCGGUGGCCUGGGCAACUUGCCAAGUCUCCCAGGAAGUGGAAUUCCCACGAUACCAGGCACCCCAACCCUUCCAACAGGCAUUCCGGGCCUGCCUGGCUUCAGCGGUCUCCCCGAUCUCUUAGACCCCAACCUGGUAGACGGCCCUAUCCUCGACCUUGGUAUUAGCCUCAACCUUGAUCUCCCCCGCCUCCUGAGAGUUCUUGGUGUCCCUAACCUCCUUAACACUCUUGGUGUUCCGCAACUCCUCACUGGUGUUGCCGGUCUUCUCGACAACCUCCUCGGAGGAUUAGGUGGCUCAGCGCCCACAGUGCCAGACUCGGGUACGAUCCCAACUACACCGACUCUCCCCGACCUUCCCGGCGCUCUGCCUCUUGACAACCUCGGCCUGCCCGAUCUCGGAAGCCUCCUUGGGAACAUUGUUCCCGGCGUUGCGGGUCAGCUCGGCAAUGUCCUUGGAAAUGGCCUCAACAAUGUUCCCGACUUGGGCAACACCUUGGGCAACACUGUUCCAGACGUGACGAACACACUCGAUGAUCUUAUCAACAUAGGAAACGGCCUGGGCAAUACUGUUCCUGAUCUUGGCGACAUUCUGGGCAACACCGUUGGAGGAGUUACUGGUACACUUGGCAACACGGCUGACGACCUCACAAACACUCUCGGCAACACCCUGGGAUCCCUCCUGGACAAUGGGCUUCCUAGCCUGGCUCUCCCCGAUCUGAGCACCCUGAUUCCUAGUCUGAUUGACCCCGUUGGAAGUCUUGGUUCCGGCCUUGGAGACCUGCUCAACGGUCUUACGGGUGUUGUCCCCGACCCUUCCACGCUCCUCCCUAGCGUCACUAUCCCUGAUCUGAGUUCAGUUUUUCCUGACCUGAGCAGCGCGUUGAGCAAUUUGUUGCCUGAUCUGGACAGCACCCUUGGCAAUGUAACACCUGAUCUGGGCAGCAUCCUCGGGGGUAUUGUCCCAGACUUGACCAACACAUUGGACAAUACCCUUGGGAACGGUCUCCCAAACCUGACCGAUAUUCUGGGCAAUGGCAGUCCCGAUCUUGGUAACACCUUGGGCAACGUG